This is a messenger RNA of Verticillium dahliae VdLs.17, 885 nucleotides long. RefSeq names its product O-methylsterigmatocystin oxidoreductase. NCBI's taxonomy places the organism in Eukaryota, Fungi, Ascomycota, Sordariomycetes, Glomerellales, Plectosphaerellaceae. The transcript has 3 exons. Gene Ontology annotation, molecular function: oxidoreductase activity, acting on paired donors, with incorporation or reduction of molecular oxygen; heme binding; iron ion binding. Bases 1 to 885 code for a protein of 294 amino acids. The record is from RefSeq and is a predicted model, not a curated record.
AUGUCUCUCAGGGAAGAUUCCCACCACGGCUGCCGCGGAAAUUCGGACACCUCUUCACUCUGCUCUAAACAACGCUCUAACAACUAUGGUCUGCGGAUUCUCGAUUUCUCGGAACCUGUUCUCCACGAGAUCAUCGAAAUCCAGAAGCAAGUCACGCACAUUGCGGCGAACCCGGGGCUACCCGACUUUCUUCCUCCUCUCAGAAACCUGCCUGAGAUGCUCUCGCCCUGGAAAAGAGCUGCAGAUAAACUCUUUGCUACGCAGGUCGACUUGUACGGGAGGUUGUAUGAGCAUGGCAACUCAUCGCCGUGCUGGAACGCAACAGAGAAAGCUAUCACUACCGCCAAGAAGGUCGUGCCUGGCGACAUUCAUCCAGCUGACUUUGACCUCGACCUCGCCUUCACGCUGGCCACAUCGAUCCAAGGCGGCAGGGAAACCUCGCCGCGCCAGAUCCUAUGGCUAUUCGUAGCGGCCUUGCAGAACCCAGGAUUUGUACGCCGCGCACAUGCCGUUCUGGACGACGUCGUCGGCUGUGACCUUCUGCCGCGGUUCCCCGACAGGUCGAAGAUUGCUUUCAUCGACGCUGUCAUUCACGAGUUGUUUCGAUGGCGACGCGUCUCACCGGGGAGCAUUCUGCGUCGCGCUGACAAGAAGGAAGAGUUUGCAGGCGUCAAGAUUGCCAAGAAUGCGACGAUCAUGGCCAACGCGUGGGGUAUCGGGCGUGACAAGGCAGUCUUUGACCCCGGUCUCGGCGACUUGCAGGCGUUCAUCCCGGAGAGAUGGCUUGAUGGACAAGGCAAGGGCGGCAGGCGGGUGGCCGUACACGGCGCGUUUAUGCAGGUCGCAAACCUGCUGUGGGAGUUUGACAUCGAGGCCAGCGAGUAG